Molecule: messenger RNA, 1308 nt
Organism: Leptopilina boulardi
Lineage: Eukaryota; Metazoa; Arthropoda; Insecta; Hymenoptera; Figitidae
Product: enoyl-[acyl-carrier-protein] reductase, mitochondrial
Exons: 4
Coding region: 88-1170 (360 amino acids)
Biological process (GO): fatty acid metabolic process
Cellular component (GO): mitochondrion
Molecular function (GO): trans-2-enoyl-CoA reductase (NADPH) activity
Source: RefSeq, a predicted model, not a curated record
CCUCGAAGGAAAGACAAAACAACCGUCAACUGCGGUGAAGUUAUUUUAUAUUUUUAUUAUCUUAAAGUAAUUGUCAGUGAUAUUAAAAUGUCUGCUUCUAAAUUAUUAACAGAAUCAACGGCAAAAUUGUUUGUUUUUCGUAAUAUGAGUGUUGUUUCGUCAAAAAUAUUACUUUACAAAGAAUACGGUGAACCAUUCAAUGUUCUUGAAUGUCAAACUGAUGAAAUAAAUAAACCGGGAAUUAAUCAGGUUAGGGUAAAAUGGUUAUUAUCGCCUGUCAAUCCGGCUGAUAUUAAUACAAUUCAGGGGAAAUAUCCCAGUAAACCAACAUUGCCAGCAGUACCUGGCAAUGAAGGUGUUGGUGAAAUAAUAGAUCUUGGAUUAAAUGUUGAGAAUUUAAAAAUUGGCGAUAGAGUUGUUCCAAAUGCUUCAAAUAUUGGAACAUGGAGAACGGAAGGAAUUUAUAAAUCUGAUGAUCUUAUGAAAAUUCCAAAAGACAUUGGAACUGUUGAAGCGAGUAUGUUAAAUGUAAAUCCAUGUACAGCUUAUAGAAUGUUGAAAGAUUUUGUUCAACUUAAUUCAGGAGAUACAGUUAUUCAAAACGGUGGAAAUUCAGCUGUUGGACAAUUAGUGACACAACUUUGUAAAAUAUGGAACUAUAAAAAUGUCAGUGUCGUUAGAGAUAGAUCUGAUAUUUCCGAUUUAAAGUCACAACUCAAAGAAAUGGGAGCGAGUGAAGUUUUAACGGAAAGUGAAUUACGAAAAACGGAUUUAUUUAAAAGUAAAAAAUUAUCACAACCAAAAUUAGCUUUAAAUUGCAUUGGUGGACAGAAUGCAACUGAUGUUUUGAGACAUCUUUGUCAUGGUGGUGUUAUGGUCACUUAUGGUGGAAUGUCACGUGAGCCUGUUACUAUUCCCACAUCGGCUUUAAUUUUCAAGGACGUAACAGUAAAAGGUUUUUGGAUGACAGCGUGGAAUAAACAGAAUUUAAAUUCAAAUGAAAGAAUCAAAAUGUAUGAGGAGCUGGCAAAAUAUUUCAAAGAUAAAAAAUUAAUUGCACCACCUUAUAAAAUUAUUCCAUUUUCAAAUUAUAAGGAAGCAAUUGAAAAUGCUUUAAAGCUUGAUGGUAAACAGGGAUUAAAAUAUAUUCUCGAUUUGGAGAAAAAUUGAAAAUUUUCUCUCUCUCUGUCGUGAAAAUAACAAAAAUUAGAAACAAAAAUAAAUAUAUAAUUUUUGGAUUAUAUGUGCAUUUAUUCAAAAUGUACAAGUGUACAAUAUUUGCAUUAAAAAUGGAAAAUUUUUUACUGA